This is a messenger RNA of Anguilla rostrata (American eel), 2921 nucleotides long. RefSeq names its product vesicle-associated membrane protein 2-like. Gene Ontology annotation, molecular function: syntaxin-1 binding; SNAP receptor activity. The coding region runs from base 305 to 658 and encodes 117 amino acids. Gene Ontology annotation, biological process: vesicle-mediated transport; vesicle fusion; SNARE complex assembly. The record is from RefSeq and is a predicted model, not a curated record. Lineage: Eukaryota; Metazoa; Chordata; Actinopteri; Anguilliformes; Anguillidae. Gene Ontology annotation, cellular component: SNARE complex; plasma membrane. The transcript has 5 exons.
ACGAAUGACGUCAACAACCCUUAUUCUGGGCAUAUAUUUUUCAUGUUUGCAAUUGUGCGUGGGCUUGAAGAACAGCCGUCUUUGAACAUUGUGUCUAGGUGCGACGUAAACUUAAAAACCACACUGCGCGUGUACUUUCAGCAAACGAAAAACGCACGCUGUAAUUCUAUAACUGUAACCACUCCCCCAGCUAGCUACUUCGUAUCAACAAGAGGAGAGUCGGCGAUUGUUAGGGUUACAAAUAACACACUCCAGCAAUUUAAACACAACUAGCUGUUGAAGCCGGAUUUGCAUUAACAGCACAAUGUCUGCCCCCACCUCUGCUGCUGUCCCGCCCCCAGCGGGAGAAGGCGAUGGCUCUACACCGCAGCCCCCCCCCAACCUCACCAGCAACCGGCGGCUGCAGCAGACACAAGCCCAAGUGGAUGAGGUGGUGGACAUCAUGCGCGUGAACGUGGACAAGGUCCUGGAGCGGGACCAGAAGCUGUCGGAGCUGGACGACCGGGCCGACGCCCUGCAGGCGGGCGCCUCCCAGUUCGAGACCAGCGCCGCCAAGCUGAAGAGGAAGCACUGGUGGAAGAACCUGAAGAUGAUGAUCAUUCUGGGGGUGAUAUGUGCGAUCAUCCUCAUCAUCAUCAUCGUCUACUUCAGCUCCUAAAAGACACCACGCCCUUAAUUUAAACUUCGACCUCAACAGAAGAUCCCUGAAAUAAAGCUACAGGGAGGAGAAGGGACACGUGCACCUCUGCUGGCUCACUGCCCAUCCUCCUGGCCCUUCUCGCCAGGUUUUUGUUUGUACAUAUACACCCUAGCCUUUCUGAUCUGUAUGAAUAUGACUCCCACUGCUGUCUAUGUAACAGAAACGCAAACAAACAAACAAAAAAAAAACACAGUAAGUCUCGUGGUUGGCUAUAGUUGAAUAGCAGUCAUGAUGUUGUAUAGUUUUACUCUGAGGCGUCUUUUGUAGGUUGUGUGUGUGUGUGUGUGUGUGUGUGUGUGUGUGUGUGUGCGAUUGUGCCUUUUUAAAUGUAACCAUGUCAUUGCCUUUGGCUUGAACUUGUUGCCUGUUGACCAGCGUUGUCCUUCUUGCGGGAAUUAUUGUGCACCUUUCUCUCUGGGAAUUUUGUGAUAUUUUUCUCUACUAUCUUUGCACAAUGGGUUGUUAUAAACCGAAACAUUGGUUUCUAGUGAUAAAUAUUUUCAACCCUCAUCUUUAUCUCGCCAUUUUUAUAGGCGUACAGCUGUGGUGGUUUUUUACCGAGCCUCUCUAGCCUUACUGAAGAAGCAUUUUCUGCUCUCUCCCUUUCUUGGUCUUAAAUCUUGUCCUUUUUGUAAACAUGUAAUUGUGUACUGCAGUUAGAUUUUUUUUCUCAUUGCCGAAACACAAUACUCAAUGAAAGCAGUGUAACUGUAUGCUAUCUAAUUGUAAAUACGUUGUUGAGGACUUUUGUGUGUGUGCAGGGUAACUAUAUUGUAAAUGUGUGAUAACUGGCAAGUGGCAAUGAUGUCCCUGUAAAACAAAUUCCAAUUUUCUGAAUUAUCAUUUGAAAAUUGCAAGUGGGCCCCUUUUAAAAUGUUUUUGCUCUUCUGUGGACACCUGCAUGUAACCAGCUUCUCUUCACUGCACAGCACACACCAUUGGUUAGCUACAGUGUACAGAGUGAAAAGUACUCUCUUCCACUGCAGUCAACUGUGGAUCCAGGGCUAUGCAGCUGCUUGUUGCAUAAUCUUCUGAACGACUGCAUACUGAACAUAACUUAGUUGAAAAUGGGAGGUGGACAGGACUUUUUUGCUUUCAGUACAUGGACAGCUGCUUUAACUCUGAACAUUGAAGUUGAGUCCGGUCCUGAUUCGAAUAAGCUGCUAAUGGAGGUUUAAUCUGGUAGUAUACAUUUUUCGUUUUUUUUUUCCGGCCUGUCAGACCAGGACGGCUCGACAGGCACCUGAGUUACCGUCCUGGGUCAACCGCCUCUUUGGCGGUCUGCAGAUUACGCGGCCGUGGUGCGUAUGUCUUAGCAUGAUAAAAUGGGGCUGUCCUGCGGCCUUUCGUCUGUCCCGAUGAUACACGGUCCAGUCUGAGUAAUCUCUCCCCCACCCUGCGCUUCUGUGACAGUGCUUCUCACCCUAAACGACGUUACCCCCUCAAACAAAGUAAAGUUAUUUUAAUAGGAUACCUCCUGCUGGUGUUGCAGAUGCUGCUGUGUUGGUGAUUGGUGGCAGCCUUGUAGCUUAAAUGGUCGCCUUGUCUGUCGUUUGUUUUAUGGAGGGCUGUCUUGCUCUCGCAAGAGAGAUGCCGCUCCAUACCCCUUUCAUCAAUAGCCUAACUAGAUUAGCUAGCUUAGAGCAGCAGCCCACCCAAACAGACACAAACCACAUUUUUACAAAUUGACACGGAAAUUGCCAUAAAAAAAAAAAUAAAUAAAUGAAUAACAGAGAAAAUGAAAACUCUUACUGUGUACUACUGGAUGCUAGAAAAAUUUUGUUGCCUGUUAAUUCAACCCAUCUUCAAAAUGCUAUUCAAAUUGCGCAUUACAAUUUUAGGAAGAAAGCGUUUGCUAUGGGCUGUCGAUCAAAGAUUGAUAACUGGCUAACUGACCCUGCUCCACCCUCAGUGCUGUGGACCAUUUGAGACGCACAUAUUUCUAGCUGUACGACUGAGAAUUGACUGAAAAAUACUUUGCUGAAAUCACAAAGAAGGGGUUUGCGAAAUAAACGUUAUCCUCUGCCUUAGGUUAAAAAGGGAUGCAAAUUAUUUAACUGACAAAAAAAAACAUGAAGGUGUUUCGUAAUUUAAAAAAAAAUGUGGUUAUUGUAUGGACUAUGACACAGUUCUGCCCUGGAACUUGGGUUACCCUCUGUGUGUGUGUGUGUGUGUGUUUCUUGUGAUAUGUGACAACCCAAUAAACGGAAUGGAUGCCUGA